Lacerta agilis (Sand lizard) is the source of this 890-nucleotide messenger RNA. It is a transcript of the gene BTF3, whose product is annotated as basic transcription factor 3. The record is from RefSeq and is a predicted model, not a curated record. Lineage: Eukaryota; Metazoa; Chordata; Lepidosauria; Squamata; Lacertidae. The transcript has 6 exons. Gene Ontology annotation, cellular component: nascent polypeptide-associated complex; cytosol. The coding region runs from base 154 to 642 and encodes 162 amino acids.
UUUCGUCACGGCGCCGCCGCCGCCUCCUCCUGUUUUCCUUUCCGGCGGCCAUCUUCGUCCCUUUCCGCGUGCGCACGUCAGGCUCUGCGCUUUCCCGGCCGCAGCCCUUCAGCUCCUCGCCCUGCCCAGGUCGGGGCGCUUCCUUCUGAGAAGAUGAAAGAAACUAUCAUGAAUCAAGAAAAACUAGCUAAGCUUCAAGCUCAAGUGCGCAUCGGUGGGAAGGGUACUGCCCGUAGAAAGAAGAAGGUGGUUCACAGAACAGCAACAGCAGAUGACAAGAAGCUUCAGUUUUCAUUAAAGAAACUUGGAGUAAAUAAUAUCUCUGGUAUUGAAGAGGUAAACAUGUUUACCAACCAGGGCACUGUCAUCCACUUCAACAACCCUAAAGUUCAAGCAUCUUUAGCAGCUAACACUUUCACAAUCACAGGCCAUGCUGAGACAAAGCAGCUGACUGAAAUGCUGCCUAGCAUCUUAAACCAGCUUGGUGCUGAUAGUCUGACCAGUUUGAGGAGACUAGCAGAGGCUCUGCCCAAACAACCUGUGGAUGGAAAAGCACCUCUUGCUACUGGUGAGGAAGAUGAUGAUGAAGUUCCAGAUCUUGUGGAGAACUUUGAUGAGGCAUCAAAGAACGAAGCAAACUGAACUGCCACUUUGAGUAAAACUUGAACAUUACAUGGAGCUGCUAUUUUAUAUUGUGACUUUUUAUUUGUAACAUUUUUGUACUGAUCUUAAGAAGUCUAAGAUCUCUAAUUGGAAACUCCUUCAAAUUGCAGCUCUCUUCAGUUAUUGCUAGUGCACGGAGCAUUUAAUUAUUCACGGCUGGGUUGAAAAUACACAAAAUUGAAAAGUAUUACAUAAAAAUGCUAAUAAAGACUAAAUGUUUAGGCAAA